CCUUUAUCUAAUGGUCUGCAGAAUAGUCGGGCAAGCCUUGAUCAUGUAGAAUAUGAUGAAGGUAAAAACAAGCCUAUACUGAAGGAGCAGACAGAUUUGGCUGUUGUGGGAAAGAACACGUCCGCUAACUCUCAACUGACAGAGGAAAAUGGUGCUUUUCCAAAUGAAUUAGCAAACAAGACAUACAGGCAAAAGAAGAUCUUGAAAGGUCGGGAAAAACUGGAAGAAAAAGGUGAACUGAAAUCAUACCAAGAUUUUUAUGGAAACUGGACUUCAUAUGUAAUCCCAGCCUGUCAACUUAAGGAUCAUUCAGCACCCCAAAUUAUGCAAUCUUCUCCCCCUUCAAUUCUCAGCCAACAGAAGCAGCUACAGGGUUCCGAGCAGUUGCAGUACCAGCAGAUAUCCAAUCCAUUUGUGGCCCCUUCUGCAUACGGGAGUAUUACAAAUCCAUAUUCUAUGCCUGGGUUGUCCCACAAUCAGUCCGGGGAUUUUAAGCAUCAACCUUUAGCUUCUGGUUAUGAAGUUUCUUCAGGCAAUGCAAAUCCUAUAAACAAGUUAGCUGACUGUCCAGUGAAACCCCUGAGAAUGACACCUCAGGAAAAGAUUGAAAAAUUAAGGAGGCGGCAACAAAUUCAGGCAAUGCUUGCCAUUCAGAAACAGCAGCAGCAGCUUGUUCAUCAAAAGUGUUCCCAAGAAAAUCAAAUUCAGCAUGUUGAAGGAGCUGACCUUGAAGUAGAGGAUUUAAGUACACUUUCUUCAUUUGACCCAAACUCACCUAUUGAGCAAGACGAUUCCAAUACAGUCUCUCUGGCGGUUAAUGAUUAUUCAAUGGAGGACACAGUACUCUACAGGCUUCAAGAUAUUAUUUCAAAGUUGGAUGUGAGAAUUAGACUUUGUAUUCGGGAUAGCUUGUUCCGGCUGGCUCAAAGUGCAAUGCAAAGGCAUUAUGCUAGUGAUACUGGCAGUACAAACAAUAGUAGCAGGGACGAGCAAGUUGCUGCAAAGGAGGAAACCAGCAGUCAAAGAAGGGUGGUUCAGAUGCCUGAGGUGGAAACAGAAACCAAUCCGGUAGACCGGACUGUGGCUCAUUUGCUGUUUCAUAGACCGAUGGAUAUUCCUGGGAAGCACCCUCAUACACCUGAAUCACCUUUUUCAACCAAGCUCCCGUGUGAGCACAAGACAAUGGCCCUAGCAAAGCUGUUAACGGGAAGCCUGUCUGAGACUCCGAAAGGAAAACCAAACUUUUCGCAAAAGGGGUCUCAACUUUCUAGUCUCUUGACCGAUGCUCAGCCCGUAAGUCAGUGUAAAAGCAAUCCUUGCUUAGACACUUCAGAGGAUGCAUCAAACAAUGGGCCUGCAGAUGAAGGAGCUAGGGAGGUUAAAGCCUCUCAAUGAAGACAAGGGUAAUUCCUACCUGAAUCUCUUCCAUGCUUGCAGUGACGAUUUACUAGUAAUGCCGAGGUUUUCUUUUAUUGUGAGCUCACUGGAUCAUCAUGAGGAAUAAACACCAGUAUUGAUGGGGAUUUGUACAUGUCUUUAGCAGCGUAACCAUCAAGAAGUCGCAUUUGUGCAUGCUGGAAGUAUUGUUGUUAAUAUAGCUACGUAUCUACUGCAAAACAAUGAACUCUUUGCUGUGAGUUCUCAAGAUGAUGACUUUCUGUGCUUUAA
Molecule: messenger RNA, 1668 nt
Organism: Populus euphratica (Euphrates poplar)
Lineage: Eukaryota; Viridiplantae; Streptophyta; Magnoliopsida; Malpighiales; Salicaceae
Exons: 6
Coding region: 325-1395 (356 amino acids)
Biological process (GO): regulation of DNA-templated transcription; circadian rhythm
Source: RefSeq, a predicted model, not a curated record